Bursaphelenchus okinawaensis is the source of this 290-nucleotide messenger RNA. The record is from the annotation of a GenBank genome assembly. NCBI's taxonomy places the organism in Eukaryota, Metazoa, Nematoda, Chromadorea, Rhabditida, Aphelenchoididae.
AUGGACUUUGCAGCUAGUUUGUUUGAGCAAUUUGUGUUAGAUCGAAGUGCCAAAUUACUGCCUUUAAGCGAUAUUAAUACGAACGAACUUCCUCUCGAUUUGGACGAGUUAGCUAAAGAGAACUUGUUACCCAUGGAGAGCGACUUCAACAAGAACAAGGAGGAAAGCUACGAGAAGCCGCAACUCACCGAGAUGCGUAACAUGAAUCAACAACAACCGGCCGAGAGUCAAGGAAGCGACAACUAUGAGGUAGGUUUUGUUUUUAUAUUGUUUUUGUAGUUUAGGUAUGA